Molecule: messenger RNA, 10873 nt
Organism: Anas platyrhynchos (mallard)
Lineage: Eukaryota; Metazoa; Chordata; Aves; Anseriformes; Anatidae
Source: RefSeq, a predicted model, not a curated record
GUACAAAUGAGAAGGAGAGUUAGGCAAGAAAAAGUGCAGUCCCACGCUACCUUAAGUACCGCAGCACGGUGCAUCUUGGAGGCAAUGGAGAAGCUGUCAAGCCCUUUGAUGGAUGCUAAAAAAAUGCCACCUCUUUUGCCGCUGAGUUCUCCUCCAGACAUAGAUGAACUGAAUGUUCCUGACCUUCAGCCCAAACGAAGAAAGCUGGACUCCCAGAAUGAGUCCCCGCAUCCACCUGUAAAGAGACUUGUGAAACCAAGGUUAAACCUUCAUUCAAUGCGUCGGGUCCGGUAUUCUAAACCAGCAAAGACUUCAACUCCUGAUUCCAGCAAAAUUUGCAACGGAGUAGACACAAAGUACCAAUGGAUGAGAGAGAAGACUUCGCCUGUGAAACAGCAAGCAGAACAAUGUGGAAGCUACAGAAAUGUGAGCGGUGUGAAAUGUGAAACUACGAGAAAUGUGACCAGCUACAACUUCGGUACUGCCGCAUCCAAUGGUCUGUCCUCAGGAAUGAGUAGUGGAGGCGGCAAAAUGAGAAGGGAAAGAGGAUUACACUAUUUAUCCAGAUCUGUACAAGAACAGGAAGUGGAGGAACCAGUGCUACCGAAAAUCCCCCUACCCAUCGGUACUGCGUCGCUGCCUCAGUUCAAUUUUAGUUUUGUUGGUAGUAGUGCUGUCUGGGCGUCACCAAGCGCUGUUUCAACAGCUGCAACGAGCAUGGCAACUCCAGCAGCUGCGACGGGCAUGGCAAUUCCAGCAGCAGCAAAGGGCGUUGCCACUCCAGAGGCAGCAACGGGCAUUGCAACGCCUGCUGCAGCGCUGGGCAUGGCAAUGCCGGCAGCAGCGACGGGAAGAGCGAAUCCAGCAGAAGCAAAAGGCAUGGGAAGCCCUGCAGAAGGAGCUGGCCUGGAUAAUCGAGCGGCGAAAACAGGAAUUUCAAGAAGAGUGGAAGCGACGGGCACGGGCCAUGGAGAAGCAGCGGGAGAUAUGGGAAGUCGCAAAGCAGAUGCGGUUGCAGGAAAUGCAGCAGCAGGCGAGGGAAACCCGGCAGUAGCGCCGGGGGUGGGAAAUCCAGCUGCAGCGCCGGGGGCGGGCAAUCCAUCAGCAGCGGAGGCGAACAUGACAUAUCUAGAGGAGGAAGAGGAGGCGGAGGAAGAGGAGGUAGAACAAAUGACAUACUCAGUGGCAGGGGGGAGCGUGACAUAUCCAACGGUGUCGGCGGGCGUGACAUACCCAGCAGUGGCGACGGGCAUACCUUAUCUAACACUGGCAAAGAGCAAGACAAAUUCAGCGGCGACGACUACGACGAGCAUGACAAAUUCAAUGGCGGCGGGAGACGUGGCAAUCACGGCGGCGGGCCAGCGAGGAGGUUGGGUAUGCACAAGAGGCUGGGAGGGCACCCAGCCAGGACAACCGACCCCAGAGGACCAAGGGGAUACUCCACACCAUUUAGCAUCAUUCCCAGCAAUAAAUGGUGGGGGAAAGAAGGGGAAGGAGCUGGGGCAGAUUGGGUUUACAUUUAGUGUUCCCGUUGUAAAAUCAUCAGAGCUUUCUGGAUCCGGUGAUACGCCCGUGACGUCCUUUCUUACCCUAGAAACUAGCUCAUCCGCAUCCACCAACAAUGAGCAAGAGGAGAAGGAAGGUUUUGUUGCUGUUCCCUUCAGAGUUCCCUUUAAAUAUGGACGAGGAUUAAAGGAAGGAAGCGUCUUAGAUGUCCUAAAAAACCCUGGAAUUCUUCUUCCUUAUGUGAGAUGCCUCUCCUCACUACCUAGCUGCCAGUCACUCUCUCAGGCCAGGAACGACGACAGGAGGCCCAUUAAUGGAACGCAAGGAGAAAGCAGACCAGGAACAGGCACUAACUUGGCUGAGGGGAAAACUCAAAACCCAGAUGCAAGGCCAGGAACUAAGAGGCAUAAAAAAAAAGUGCCUCCAAAAACAAAACAAAACAAAACAAAAAAACACCCCAAAAGCCACAGUUAAAAAGGAAGUGUGAUAACUACAGAAAAGAGGAGAGAAACAGCCAUAACAACACAGGUUGCCUCCCUCAUUUAGUAUUCUGAAGAACAAGGAUUUCCAAAAAUAUGAUUGGCGUUUUUCAGUAGCUUUUACUUACGCAGGCUUUAGUGUUCUUCCUCUAGAACACCUCUACAUAACUUACCUAGAGAGUGUUACUCACAAGAUCCUUCAGAAGAACUCAUGCUCAAAUAAUCCAAACUGCAAAGCUUAACGUUUUGCCCCCAACCUGCUUCGGUUGUUAUGAUCAAGCAUCCAGAGGACAACCACCAAUUACCAAAUUAGCAGAGGAAAUCACAGGACUAGAACACCCAACUCAGAGUGAACCAGCCAUUUCAGCUUUACAUUUACUAGGAAUUCUGAGUAUGGUUCUGGGAUCCAUUUAGACACUACAAACCUGAAUUUCUCACCACAGGAUCUUACCUGGUUUGCCAUGGUUGAAAGAAUCUGUCUUCUGUCUUUCUCAAGGAAUGCAGCUGCAAACGCUCAGUUUAUUGCAGUCCGUCAGCUAGAAAAAAAUGUGAGGGAGGGGCAAGAAUAAUCUUAACUUUGAGGUCAGUUUCUUAGAUGCUCACCCUGUCCAACGCUUUUAAUAUUAUUAAUUCACAACUUGGGAGUUUCAUUUCUGAUGUGUCUCAAUUGUUUUAGCCAUGACAAGAAGGAUACAUAGCCAAGGGGACUACGAUUAGAAGUCUUCUUCAUUUUCUUAAACUGUAGUAGUCCACAAAGUUUUCGCGUUGUCCAAGACACUAAGAAAUUGUGAGCUUUUAAGUGACCUACACCUUAUCCUUAUUUCUAAAAGAACAUGCAAUAUUGUAAUUUAAUAGUUCCAUGUUCUGAAGUAAUUAAAAGCGAGGCAACAAAGAUAGAAGCUUUCAUGUUUUCUACAACUCCUCAAGUCCCCCCCCACACAUUUAGAGACAAAUUAGAAGUUGUAUCUGCUUGUGGUUACCAGUUACACAGCUGGAAACAAGCAGUUGUACUUCCUACCUGCUAAAGGAGCAGAGAUGUUAAGAGACAAAGCAGGGUACAGCACAGAUAAGUAUGACCCUUCUCUGCACCUUUCCUUAGGUGCAUCUUCUUGUCUUCCACCUCUUCUGGCUGACAGGCACCAAAUGCUGGGCCAGCAGCAGGUGCUGAAGACCCAGAGCCAAACACAAACGAAGAGGACAACCCUCAGGGAACAGAAGAGAAAUUUCAGUAUAUGCAGGGCUUUUUUCUUUGUUUGUUUGUUUGUUUGUGUUGCAGAAUGGCUACGCAUCACAUUUUCCAAGUCUGGUAAACGAAUACUUCAAAUAUUUGAGAUAGAUCUUAAUGUUUACAGACAAGUAUGUAAAACAACAAACUACCUCAGUCCUAUCCCGGCUGGCUGCUUUUCAUGUUACUUACAAGAAAAGGUGCAUGUUAACAACUCGGACAACAUUCAUCUCAAACACAUUGGCUGUCUAGGCUGAAAUUACUGUCUUAGGCAUUCAUGUUCUAGAAACAAACUCCCACAAACGGUACACGUUAAUUUAUAUUUACUAAGAGCUGCUUCUAUCACUUAUAUAUACAUAGAACAUUAAAAUACAUAAAUCAGCAUAUAUAUAAAUAUAUAUAUAUAUAUAUAUAUAUAUUUAUAUAUAUAUAAAGGUUCAAAAUACAGCUCCUGAUCUAUUAGGACCUGUAUUUUCAUUCUUGCCAGCAGCUGCACCCCUUCCCUGUCCAAGUGUUUACCAUUAUCAGUUCUGGAGGCCAAAUCACGCCUGCAGGAAUCUAACUAUACUCAAAAACUCAGUUUAGUAGAGUAAUUCUGUCCCUUCCCAUAACGGAUAACAAGCUCAUUCAAUUAGCUGUUUCGGUUCUUCAAGGCCAGCAGAAAUAAUGAAACAACAAUACGUGAUUGAACAAUGACUCUGAACAUACAGCACAUCUGCUGAGCAAAAAGGGACAUUUUCAACAGCACUAUUAAUUGGAAUGUAAUGUAAGCAGCCAUCGUGCAACAGAAAACACCAUCUACUGCACCGUAACUUGGAAUGGCUGGCUGCUUUUCUUUCCAAGAAGAAAAACAUAAAUGGUAGCAGUUAACACAGACCUGAGGCUUCUGCAUUGGAACAACAACAACAGCAAAUCUUUUGCGAAGAUUUUUGAAAGAUGGCUUAAUCUGCAGGUUCAGUUGAUCUGCUUAUGGCUGUAAUUUAGUAUGGCUCUUUCUCUGCAUGUGGUAUACAAAAAUUAGUGUAAAUUUAAUUUCCAGGAAUGACAAGAUUAAGCCCUCAGAUCAAAAUGAAAUUGAACCUGUAAGGAAGAUACUACAUCUGUCUCCAAGGACUGCUAAGCUAGCAGGAAUACCCAUUCCAUUACUUAUUGCGUUAACGUUUUUCUUUGGUCUGCUAUCUAAUGGCAAAAAUGAGAAAAACGUCUUUUUAAAUGUACCUGUUGAACUUGAUGUGGUUGUGGCUCCAAAGGUAAAUCCAGGGUUUGCAUUGCUACUGCUGGCUCCUGAACCGAAGACAAACGGAGCAACGGCUACACCAGUGCUGGAAGAUGUGGUUGCUGGUUUGUUUUCUUGGGAGAAGCCAAAGGACUGAGAUGUCGUAGAUUCUGCAGAGUUGCCAAAUGUGGAGCUGCUCACAGUGUUGCUGGCUUGUCCAAACACAAAAGGUGCAGGGACCGGUGCAGGGUUGGAGGAAGAGGUGACGCUGCCAAACACGCUGCUGCUGUUGGCUGAAGUGGUGGGUAUGGCUGCGCUGGAGGAAGCAGAGCUCAAAAAGCUGAAGGAUGGUUUUGCUGCUCCUUGAUCUGAGAGGAAGAACACGACAUGAGCCACUGCAAGACGCCAAAGGAACUACAGCAGACUCCGUUUCAAUCCCUGUACAAAGAGCAAUCCUGAACGACACCUCGGUUACGCUCCAGGUACUGGUGAUUCCGUCAGAUCCAGAUUUAACAUGCUGAUUGCUGCCAUCCACAAAUCAAGGAGUGGAAGACUUGUGAUGAGCAAGGACGCCCCCCUGCAGUCUCGAGGCUUUAUGUAUUGGUCACAAACACCAAGAGUUGGCUGUAAUUAUCUGAACCAGUAUUAAGCAGUACCUCUGACCUCUUCAAACAAAAAUAUCUUUCAGGUACUCUUAUAAGAACAACAUCAAUUGCCUGCACCAGUUUUAUGGCCUUGCUAAAGGGAGCACUGAAAAGCACAGUGGUACAGCUUCUUUUGUAGCCUGUUCAGAAAUGACAGCCCUGUGCCUACAGCUUCAGAUCAGGCCAAGCUUACCAGCCCAACUCUUACAGCUAAGUUCACUGCACCUGAAUGCCUUGAAGACGUGCUUUUAGGAGCCAUGGAGAAGAACCUGCUGUUAAGACCACCGUUACAAAGUACUGAGUGUUGUUUUACACUUCAAAUAGAACUAUCUGCUAAAGUCAUUCAUCAGCUUUCCCUAAGCUGCUGCUCUCUCAUUACUGAAUGUGUUCCUGCUCUCAGUUUCCCACUAACUUUUUCCCCCAGCCUUUAUGGCCCCUUUUCAUCUACGACACUUUUAAGGGACUACAUCAUGGUGAAAAAUGCUGGUUAACACUUCCUUUUACACAAGGUGCCUCAUGAAAUUUUCCUGACUAAACCAAACCCCAGAACUUUAACUAGAAGGGGAAGUAAACAAACACACACACCUCCCCUGCCACCAAAUCUCCCCAAAACAGAUCUGUUCAGGAACAGAUCAACUAGAAGAAUACUGCGAUUAAAAUCAGUAUAGCCCUCAACACUGCUUUUGUUCAGGAUUACUAGCCAACGUCCUUUCCCUGACCACUUCUGGAAUUAAUACUGAAUUCCAUACUCUAAAGCAUGGCUGGUAAGUCAUACAAAUGACAGUUAGCAAUCAGAAUUUUUCCACGCAGUGAUCAUCAAUAAGAACUCCAAUCCUCUACUGCAGCCUUUUAACAAAGUAAAGGAAAGCAGAACUGUGUAGUGACUGUUAAGUGAUUUUUGGACUUUCGUAGUAGUAGAGAAACAGCACUACGCUCUGUAGCACAGGCACAAGUACAUGGGAGUAAGAUCCUCGCUCUCAUCUCUUGUUUCUCUGAAAAACGCUCGGGUGAGGCCUCUAUUUCACCAUACUAAUGAUUUUACCACCAGCUGUACUGCUAGCAUUGAGACAGUCCAACUUCUGUGCUUGUACAAGAUUAAGUUCCUUAAGUUCCUUAAGGUGUCACAAUUUUUUGCCUAAACCUAGUGUCAAAACUCUUUGAGAUCAAAAAAGGAAUUGCUGCUAAUUGUGUACAUAUCAGUAACUAGGGCAGAAAACACACAAUGCAUGAAUUAAACUUUUUCUAAAGCUCUAGUACACGAACAUAUCAAAUCUCACCAAUUUUUUUUCUAGUAUAGUUUCAGAGUUCUUCUUUGAUGGACAUAAGCAGACAAGCAAAGACAAAAGAUAGGAUGAAACUCCAAAUUUGAAGUCCCCUGGUGUACUAGAAAACUUAAAUCCCCCAACCACAUUGUUGGAGGAUGCAGAUUCAGAGGCAAUGCCAAACUUGAAGCCCCCUUAUUCUCCAAAUUUGAAACUUCCCGUGCUAUCUAACGUAUGAGAAGACUCAGAGGAUGAGGACGACUGAACACCAAAUGUAAAUGAUGGUAAGGCAGCAUUUGUGGACACAGUAGCAGAACCAAAACCUGCAGAAAUAAGUGAACAUCAGGUUUGUAACCCAUGGGGUACCUGCAGUACAUGAAGGUUUUAACAACACUCUAGUCCUGAUCUUUCCAGUCAAAACUGUUUAAAAAACAACCCACCAAAUAGUAAAACAAGAAAACCCCAUGCUUCCUCCCUACAUCAACCUUUUCACAAUUGUGUUUUCUGUCUACCACCUGGCUUUAAAAAGUACACAAACUUCUUUGAAAGAUCAUGUUUUUAGUCUGCACUCCAAAUGAACAACACGUAGGGCAUGUGAAGAACAAGCAUGUCAUUAAUGAAAGUUUUUCUCUAGAAAGGAUAAAUUUAUUCUUGGGGAAAAGUGUGGAAACAGCUGUUAUCUUAUCGAGGCAAUAUUCCUAUAGGAAAAAUGAACAAGUACACCACACCUCAAAGGAAAAAAUAAUUGUGCUUGAAAAGUAAGAAAACAAAAAAAAAUCAGAGCAAAACAAAAAAUAAAACACAGAACAUGCAUCCUCGUUUUAAUCAGUAAGCGUUACCUUUGAGAUCUGCUUUGGCGCCUGGCUUUGCACUUUCACAGGCUACACACUUUGUGGCCUCUGCUUUGUUUCAAACCGAGCAGGUCUCACAAUCCCAGCUUCCUUCAGGCUUCUUAAAUUUGUCUCAAUCCAGAAAUUCUCCAGAAGGAGCAGAAAACGUCAAUGCACUGCUACUGGUCACAGGUGUUAGACCCUCUACAAGAAAAACAAGACAGUUAACCAUCCUGUUUGAACAUCAACUAUAAAAUGAACAUUAACUUUUAAAUUUGGUUUAUUAGACCCCACAGAAAUGUUCAAAACAACUCUGAGACGGCCCCCUCCACCCCAGAAAAAACAAAAGCCAUCAAAAACCCACAAAGAAGUCCAAGAGAAUCAACUCUGUCUGAAAUCCAUUACCUUACCUCACGAAAUUUCAGUCUUACUGUACAGGAUGAUUACAAAAGCCCAAUCUAGUCCAUCUCAAUUUGUUUCAUCCCAGAUAUAUUUGCAAAGGUGUUUUUUGAUGCAAUGGCAUAUUAAGUGACGUUUAGAGUCAAAGUUAAAAUCAGAAUCGUAUUUUAAAAACAAUACAACCACGCUCAAAAUCAAUUACAGCCGCGCACAAUGGGAAACAACCCAGGACUGCCCUCAACAAGUUACCCAGCGGGUCACUCACUUUCUUGAAGCCUAUCACUGACCUUCAUAGGCAUCUCUCUGCUUUAGCUUAAGACCAGUUAAGACUACAGUACUGUCUUGAAAUCUGGCUUUGCCUCAAUUACAUACAAAUGGUGAGUAGAGGCAUUUUGGCCAUAUUUUGGAAUUAUUUUUACUUAUUUCUGAAAGAGAAAAAACACAGCAAUUUUUAUCUCUUUCUAUGGAGUUCUCAUUUGCGCCAGUGAAAAAUCAGUACGUCGUUUUUGAAUUAAGUCACCCAGUCCAGCCAUCUUCCCUCACCAGCUGCAAAGCAGGGCAUAUUUGCAUUGAUCCAGCUCCGUACCAAUAGGUUUCACAACCGCUUCAAUUUAUGCGACAGGCUGGAACCUGGGCUGAGACCUCUGAAGUGCCUGUAAACCAAUCCUGCAGGCAGCCUCUAAUCCAUCAACUGGAUCUGGGAAUCACGUUGCUUAAAAUGUUCCAUAAAUGCAACGUACUUUUCUUCUGUACAAGAUUCACAGAGGCUAAGAUGGAAACAACAGGAAAAAAAAAAAAAGGACCAUACCUGGUUUCUCAGACUGACAAGCUACACAUUUGUUAUUUUCUGCCUUAUUUGAUACAAGACAUAUUGCACAGUCCCAAGAGCCUUUCGGCUUCUUAAAUUUGUCUCCAAAGUCCAGAGUGAGUGUCGUGUCAGUGCUGCUCGAGGAGGAUGUCACUGUCAUUCUAGCUCAUAAGUUUUAAAGCACAAUGAUAGGUUGGGGUUUUUUUGCUAUGCUUUUGACAGUUUCUGUAAUCUUUUUGUUCAUCACUCUCUUCUUGGAGCAUCAUGAAAUCAUGUAAAUAUUCUAGAAAUGUAAAGAGUUAAAUGGGGUCUAAAGAUAGACUUGCCUGUGUAAAUAAAAAUUUGUUUCUGCAAACCUGCCAGCAAGGGAUUUACUUGUACCUGUGUGCAGCACGUUCUCUUCUGGCUUGUGAAACUUAACAAGGUAGUAAGGGUAUUUCAUCUGCCUUUAUUUUUAUAUGGGUGUUAGGACACAAGCGAAAUCUCGUUUUCACUUGUUUUCCUGGUCACUUAGGUAAGUGACAAGCCAAGCCCUUCAUGUGCUUGCUUAGACUGGGAGUGUGUAUGGGAGACACUUUCAGGCCUUGCUGUGGAAACAGCUGUCUGCUCCUUCCUGCAGGCUGCUGGCUCUAACUGUACUGCUGAUAUCUGCUAGGUCAGCUGAAAUUGGCUUCUAAAUCUGGUAUUUUAAGCAUAUGGAAGCGUAGACUUGAACUGCCGUAGCUACAAACAUCCCAUGGAACGAGGAUGAAGUCUGUUGGCACUCUGCAUCAGCAUUCAGCUUUCCCUUGACCUUCUUACUGGUAGACUUCUCAGCUGACUUACAGCAAAGAUGUUGCUGCAAUAUAAUACAUAUUCUUAACCUAACAAAAAAAAUCUUGGAGAAAACAGUUUGCUGGCUUAAAGAAGGAAAAAUAACACCAGGAACAAUAAAAAAAAAAAAUCCUAGUAACAGCUCCUUAAGUUAUAUCCUCUGCUACUCUCUAAUUUCUCUGGUCUUCCUUCAUUCAUGGUAAUGAAGUUUAUAAAGCUUUGGUAGAAGGAUGACAGUAUUCAAGUCAAAGGAGACGAAAGCAAUGAGGAAAGCUUUGCUUGAAGCUAGAGCAGUCUUGCAAGUUGCUGCCUUUAUAUGCUGUUCUCAUCUCGAAGGGUGUAGAGUAUUUUCCAGUCAUAGGGACUCCAUAACCCUAUGAGUAUUGAGAAAUAGUUGCUAAUUAACAGUGUAUAUAAUAAUUAACUGAGGCUGGAAACAAAAGAAUAUUCUUCCAAGAAAAAAAAGGAAGCAGAAAUUACUGUACUUAAUAGCUGUGGAAGCUGUUAAACCUAGCCGACACAGCUUUGGUACUGCCCUGUGUGUUUUGGGGGCAAUAUAAACCAUAAUUACUGUGAUGGCAGGUAAGAAUCAAAUUCUUAUGGCUUAGUGUAGUUAGGGAAAGUAGCAGUCGUAAGCUGGGUGCUGUUCUUGAAUGUAAUACAAAUUCUCCUUUGUGACUCCUCAGUACUUAGAGGUUACUUCUAGCUGAUCAGCAGAAACAGCUUCUGUUUGCUAUUAGCUGUUGGGUUUUUGCUAGGAGUGUUUUCAGUCCUGAAUUGAAAUGACGACAUCCUGAAACAGAAAAGGCUUUUGGAGUGUUACAGGAAACAUGUUCUUCGUGGUUCUAGUGCCGGUGUACAUGUAGGAAGAGACAGAAGGCAAGGAACCUCACGUAGGCGGAGGGGGUGAGGUGGGUGAGGUGGCAUCACAGUUUGAGCCGUUGCAGUUAGAUCUUCCCAAAGCAUGGAAGCAAUGUGGCGGGGAAUCAGGGGCUUGGUGGGUUGCUUCCUUGUGUGAGCCAGUGAGUCUUUAGAGGGGCAGAUUAAUAAGACAGGAGUUAGAGGUGGAAUAGAUGAAGCAAAGAAAAUCUGUCUGGGAAAAGGGUUGCUUGUAUGUGUAUUUGGAAUUGUUUCAGGGGAUUGAGCUGGGGCAGAUUCAAGGUAAUAGAUGCAGCCUCCUUGAAUUUGGAUGGCAGUGCUGAAGCUUCAGAGCCUUACAAGGUUUGAUGCCACUUCAAUUGUAGUGCGAUUUUUUUUUUAACCUAUUUUCUUCAAUGUGAGCAGCAAGGCAGCUUCCAGGUGUGUGCCUGCUUUGACAUGGCUUGCUUUGCAUCACCAAACACAGUAGUUAGGUUGCAUCGAGUACUUUGUGGAAACACUCGUUGUGUUGUCAACUGAAAAGGUAGUGCUACAGAUGUGUUGGCCCAGCAGAAACAAUGUGAAGUAUCAGUGCUGUUUUUUGGCCUUUGAGAGGCUGGUCCCUAACAUGUGACUUGUAAUGAGGGUCCAAUUAACUUCAAUUAAUCAAUUAACUUGAGUGACUCACGUUAAUAGACACCGUUUGACUGUAUCGGCAAAUAUUUCUGAGUCAUGAGUGUCAUUAAAGGCCCGUCACCCUAUGGAAAUCCUUCUAAAUAAGAAAAAUGGAAUUAAAAUAAAUAAAUAAAGCAGCAUUUGAACUUAUGAGCAAA